AUGAAUGAUGAUUUGGACUCAUUUGUAGUUUUCGAAAGCAGCAAUCAGAAAACUACGCCAAGAAUAAUCAUAGAGAAGAUGAGAUUCCUUAUUUCAGUCAAGCAUGAUGAUCAUAUAUUCCAAAGAUGUGCUGUAACUGCAAAAACUCCUGCCCUGGUUCCUGAAACAAAGCUGAACAAAACAAAUCGUAUUAAUGUGUCUGAAUGUGACAACGGAAAAUUCCUGUUUGCUCUUAAACGUCCAAGUAAUUCCUCCGAUCCAAAAGUGACAUAUGUAGUGAACGUUCAGUUUUAUUCCUUCUAUCUGGACAAUCCCGUAGCUUGCAGCAUCCCGUGGAACGUUUCUUAUCGAUUACCGACAGGACCUUCUUUUUCUUCAUUACCAGGUUGUUUCGCGAGGAUUGUACAACUUGUUGAUAAUGCUUUAUAUAUGGAACACAACUUUUAUUUCAAAAUAUAUGAUUGGAUUGGUUAA
Molecule: messenger RNA, 474 nt
Organism: Saccostrea echinata
Lineage: Eukaryota; Metazoa; Mollusca; Bivalvia; Ostreida; Ostreidae
Exons: 4
Coding region: 1-474 (157 amino acids)
Source: RefSeq, a predicted model, not a curated record